Pyrus x bretschneideri (Chinese white pear) is the source of this 4515-nucleotide messenger RNA. Its product is annotated as serine/threonine-protein kinase fray2. Gene Ontology annotation, biological process: regulation of defense response to fungus. The coding region runs from base 549 to 4181 and encodes 1210 amino acids. NCBI's taxonomy places the organism in Eukaryota, Viridiplantae, Streptophyta, Magnoliopsida, Rosales, Rosaceae. The record is from RefSeq and is a predicted model, not a curated record. The transcript is spliced from 3 exons.
UCAAUCUCGGAGUUAAUAACAAGAUGACACGUCAAGACGGACGCUUUAAUACGGCGGGCGGAGGUAUCACUCAUCUCUCUAUCUUCUCUCUCUUCUCUGUAGUCAGUCUUUGAGCUUGACCGGGUUUCUCACGGUCAGCGGUGAUCUGACCAGGAAGAAGCUUCUUCACCACGAAAAAAGCAGAAGACCAAUUCCAAAUCCUCAUCGAUUCCUCUGCUUGGAAAAUCACAGACUUACCCCUUCACGCACUCCCAAGACUUUGACGAGCUUUGCCAAACAGUACACACCAAAGAUAAGAUUUUUUUAUUUGCUUUUGUUUUCAACGUUUUUGCCAAACACUUCCAUUUGCCUUGCCUUCUUCACCCAUUUCAUGAAAACCAAACAGACAAACAAAUUCACUGCCUUUUUUCUGUCUGUCUCUCUCUUUUGGAUCUCUCCGAAGUCUGAGGUUUUGCUUCUUCAGAUGGUGUUUGAAAUUCUAUAGCUUCCUUCGAAGUUUGAGACUUUUUUGCUGGAACUGGAAGCCCUUUCGUUUGUGUUGGGCAAAGAUGUCUCCUGAACUGACAGCAAAUGUUCGACUUGUACGAUGUCCGAAAUGCCGGCAGCUUCUUGCCGAGUUGCCGGAUAUUCCGGUCUACAAGUGCGGCGGAUGUGGUGUCACUCUCCAAGCAAAAGCUCGAGUAAAUGGAUUGAGAAGCAAGAGCGCUAGCUUAAAUGACACUGAGGCAGCUCAGAGGAUUCGUUUGGAUCACGCUUCUGAAGAUAAAAAGUCCAGAAGUUCAGCUCGUAAUGCAACUCUUUCUGAAUCCGGAGAAUGCUCUUCAGACCAAGAGAAUGCGAGGGAUCAGAAGAAGUCGUCUGAAGGCAGCGAGUCUAGCACCUCAAGUACUCCUAAGGCUACUUAUCCUGAAUCAGGAAAUUGCUUUUCGAACCAAAACAAUGAGAAGGAUGAAGACAAGCCUUCCGAAGAAGAGAAAUCUAGCAGCUCGAGCCAUAAUGCAGCUCCUGGAGACCAAGAGAAUGAGAGGGAUCAGAAGAAGUCGUCAGAAGGCAACGAGUCUAGCACCUCAAGUACUCCUAAGGCUACUUAUCCUGAAUCAGGAAAUUUCUUUUCGAACCAAAACAAUGAGAAGAAUGAAGACAAGCCUUCCGAAGAAAAGAAAUCUAGCAGCUCGAGUAAUAAUGCAGCUCUUCCAGAACAAAACGACGAGGGGGAUCGGGGUAAAUCUUCAGAAGACAACGAAUCUAGCAGCCCAAGUACUCGUGAGCUUACUUUUCUUGAGCCAGGAAGAUACUCUUCGGACCAAAACAACGAGAAGAGUGAAGAUAAGUCUUCUGAAGUCAAAGAAUCUAGCAUCUCAACUCAAAAUGCAAGUCUUUCAAACCCAGGAGAAUACUUUUCGGACCAAAACAAGGAGAAGAGUGAAGAUAAGUCUUCCGAAGACGAAGGAUCUAGCACCUCAGGUCAUAAUGCAAGUCUUUCAAAGUCAGGAGAAUGCGCUUCAGAUCACAACAAUGAGACAGAUAAUCCUGUCAUUAGUAAAUCUUCAGAAGGUAAUGAAUCCAGCAGCUUAAGUCCUAAGGCUACUGUUCAAGGAGAAUGUUUCUCGGACCUAAACAAUGAGAAGGAGCAGAUUAAGUCUUCAGAAGGCAACAAAUUUAGCAGCUCAAGUCCAAAAUCUACUUUUCCUGACUCGGGAGAAUGUUUACUGGACCAAAACAAUGAGAGGGAUCUAAGUGAACCUUCAGAAGGCAAGCAGCUUAGCAGCUCAAGUCCUGAGGCAACUUUUCCUGACUCGGGAAAAUGCUUCUCAGAACAAGACAAUAAGAAGAGUGAAAUCAAGUCUUCUGAUGACAAGGAAUUUGGCAGCUCAAAUCAUGGCGCUACUCUUCCAGACUCAGGAGAGUGCACUUCAGAUCAAACCAGUAUGAAGGGUCCCAAUGAGUCUUCUGAAGAUUGUGAUCAUGAACAAGCUGGAGAUAUAAACUUACCAAAUGAAGACCAAAAUAAUCAGAGUGAUCAAAAUGAUUCUCGUGAUUUUGAUAGUGAGAAACUUGAAGUUUCCAAUGAAUUUUGUUCAUCGACUGAGUUUGCACGUGACGCAGUUAAGGAGACAUUACCAAAAACACGAAAAGGUGCAGAAGUAUCAACGAAUGAUGAGAGCUCACCUUUAGGAGAAACAAAUGUGGACGUAGGCAUCAACAAGGAGAUUGAUUCUGAUUUCCAGAGCUCAAAUACUGUAAAUCAGGGAGAAGUGAGGGGAAAUAGUUCAAUUGUUGCUGCUCAUAUGGCCGCACGGGAAAUCAUUUCAUCAGAUUCCUUUGAAUCUUCUCACAAUGAACAACAGGUGGAACCUCGGAAUAGUGUUCCUAAUGGCUUUGAUGUUACUGCUCAUAUGGCGGUAAGGGAAAGCAUUGCGGCGGAUUCCCUGACAUCUUCUCCUAAUGGGCAACUGAAGGAACCUCAGAAUAGUGCUUUUUCCAAAGGCUUUGAUCAUGUAGGGUCUCCUGAUGCAUUUGGAAAUACGGAGUUCUUCCCCAGCCUUGAGCUUAGCGGUGCACCUAGAGAUCUGUCGAGGUCCCCAGCAAAUAGAAGUCAUCAUGCUUAUGAUGCCAGUGUUUCUUCUUAUGAUGGCAUGGAUGAUCAGUUCUUCAACCGAAAUACACGUUCAAACAUUGUUCAUUCUGAAGAAAGAAUCCGAAGGGAUAAAUUCAUGGCGAAUAGCAUGAUGACUAGAGAUCCAGGAUUGCAACGUCAAGCAAGGGAUCCCUGGUCAAAUUUGCCUGUGAAGAAUGAUCAUGCGAUGAAAUACAGAAAGUGGGAUCAAGAUGCAUUACUGCCACCUAGAAGACAAGGCCAUCCAAGCCAAGAUUGGAAUAGAUUGCAGAGUGAUGAAUAUAUGUCUAGGAUGGCAUUCCGUCGAAGAGUUUCCCAAGGCGGAUACAAAAAUAGAGGCCUUACAAAUCAACUGCAUAACGAGUACCAGCACAAUUCAGGCUACCAAUCAUCUGAAAUGUCUGUGGAGGACAAGAGGACACUAUUGAGAAUGGUUUAUGAACUGCAGGACCAAGUUAACAAUUUGAAUGGAAAGGCGAGUGGAAGGGAUGCGAGAGGAGCCACUUGGAAGGAGAAGAGCAUGGCCCAGUACCGUGAUUAUGAGGCAUCCGAGGAGGAACUCUAUCAUGAUCCAAACUAUCAGAGGUAUCUGAGAAGACACAUGGCAGGCAGCCACUAUCCCCCCGAACACCACUGUAAAAACAUGCGUAUACCUUUCUCAAGUGAGGCAACAACCAGCAGGCACCAAGCUGAUUCUUCAUAUUUGCACUAUGAACCCCAAGACUGGCAGUGCUCAGCACCUUUGCCUCAACCCGUUCGUUGCUGCAACAAUGGGUUAUGUAGGGUUCACCCUGGUCACAGUUGCUGGACAUCCUAUGACGAGUCUCAUCCUUCAACCCCCGAACAGUAUGUGGAAUCUGAUUUUCCUCUUUGGGGCCGUGAAACAAUGUCUGAUGAUCUGAGGCACCAAAGGCAUGAUGUGAAUAAGCUUUACAGACAGAAACAACAUUUGGCUAAGCGACAUUUCCGACCCAUAGCAGGUGGAGCCCCUAUCAUAACUUGUUACAACUGCUCAAAACUACUGCAGAUACCUGCAGAUUUUCUCCUUUUCAAAAGGAGAUACCAUAGACUUCGAUGUGGGGCUUGCUUGGAGGUGCUCAGAUUUUCGCUCCGAAAGAGAUCGCAUAUUGUCCCCUAUGAACAGAAUGCUAUAGCCCCUCCUCCGAGUGAGGUUGGCGACUAUAAUGCUGCCGCUAAUGGCGGUAACUUGGCUCAACAUGCAGAUACCGUUUCAUGUUCGGAUGAUUAUGGUUACGGACCCUCUUACUACAACGGUUACUCUACUGACGGUGAUCCAGGAGCUCUCGCACCCUCCAACUCUCCCCGAGGCGAUUCAAAAAACCGGAAUAUGUCAUAUACUUCAUUGGAUCAAAUGAAAGAGAGGAAGGAGCUUGUUUUGAGACAGUCUCGGAACAAAGAUAAGAAUCCAAUUGAAACAUUUGUGCCAGCAAGACCGUCGUUAUCCUCAGAAAUCGAGGAGCUGCCAGCAAAGUCGAGUUCACCACUUCAUAAACUCAUGGGCUAUGCUUCGCCAAGCCAGGUGAUUAGAGGGUCAAGGAAGUAACAGAUUUCUCAGAGUAUGAUAACACGAAGCUCCGAGGAUUCUUCUCAAAUGGAAGAACUUAUUCGUCUCACAUACCGGACCCUGAAGCAUUGCAAAGUCGGAGAAAGUGAACAGAACCCUGACGGAAGCAAAGGUUUCCGGGAAGUGAUUCGAACACAGACAUUGCCGUAUUUUUGCCAUAUCUACAUGUUAGGACUUGAAAGUUUUUCGCGAAAGGACUCUUCUUUCGUUCUUUCUGAUAUAGUAUAUCCCACGAGUGAGUAUAUGUCAGAUGUAGAAAUCAAGUUUUCGAUCGUUGUGUGUAUAUACGAGUUUACCAGAGAUUUCUAUUUCA